Messenger RNA from Eurytemora carolleeae, 803 nucleotides. Its product is annotated as galactokinase. Gene Ontology annotation, molecular function: ATP binding; galactokinase activity. Gene Ontology annotation, biological process: carbohydrate phosphorylation; galactose metabolic process. Lineage: Eukaryota; Metazoa; Arthropoda; Copepoda; Calanoida; Temoridae. The record is from RefSeq and is a predicted model, not a curated record. Gene Ontology annotation, cellular component: cytoplasm; cytosol.
CAAAAAUAACAUGUUGAUUCAAAAAAUAUCAGGAAGGAUAGGAGUAUAUUGUAGAUUAUGGCGUUAUAAUCAGCAAAUAUGACAGUAGUUUUCAGAAAAACAAAAAUGGCCACAGCUCCUAUUCCUGAUUUAAAAGAUCUGAUUGAUCAGGCCAAGGAACUAUUCAAGGAAACAUUCGGGGAGGAGCCACAGGUUGGAGGCUCUGCACCGGGCAGAGUAAAUCUGAUUGGUGAGCACACUGAUUACAAUAUGGGAUUUGUACUGCCUAUGGCGCUACCUCUUGUCACCGUUGUUCUUGGGAAAAAAUCAGGGAAUGGGGUGAGUAGAAUGAGAAGUGAGAAAGAUGAUGAUAUUGCAGAGUUUAAUGUUAAACAACUGACUCCAGGUUCCCCCUCAUGGGCCAAUUAUGUUAAGGGUGUUGUUGCUAACUUCCAUGCUCCUGACUUGAUUCCCAACUUCAAUGCUGUUGUUGUUGGUUCAGUUCCUCUUGGUGGAGGAGUUUCAAGCUCAGCCUCAGUUGAGGUUGCCAUGUACACCUUCUUAGAGGAGUUGACCGGCUCCACAGCUGGCUCAGAUGAAGAGAAAGCUUUGGCUUGUCAAGCAGCAGAACAUCAGUAUGCUGGUAUGCCAUGUGGUAUAAUGGACCAGUUCAUUAGUGUAAUGGGAGAGGAGGGAAGUGCUGUAUUGAUUGAUUGCAAAACAAUGGAAACCAGGAAGGUUGAGUUAAAGGACCCCAGUAUAGCUGUGCUAAUUACAAAUAGUAAUGUUAAACAUCAGCUCACUGGAUCAGAAUAUCCGAGCAG